CUCUGAGAACUUAUCCUGGACAGCCCCUAACAGGCUAUUACUUCUCUACAACUGAGAUAUGAUCAUCUUAGCUUACUUAUUUGUCCUGCUGUGGGAAGAGGCUCACGGAUGGGGAUUCAAGAAUGGAAUUUUUCAUAACUCCAUAUGGCUCGAGACAGAGCGAGAGAGAAAGGCAGAGGGAGAAGCAGGCUCCCAAGGAGCAGGGAGCCCGAUGCGGGACUCGAUCCCAGGACCCUGAGAUCAUGACCUGAGCCGAAGGCAGACGCUUAACCAUCUGAGCCACCCAGGCGCCCAGCAAUGACAUUUCUACUACUACUGGAUUCAUGUCUUGCUGCAUGCCAAGGAAUAUGUGUUCUCAUCGGAAAUGAUCUUAAUGGUGGCUGAUUGUACAGAACAAGCAGCAGGUGUGUACCACAGAGAAGCUCGGUCUGGCAAAUACAAGCUCACCUACGCAGAAGCCAAGGCGGUGUGCGAAUAUGAAGGCGGCCAGCUCGCCACCUACAAGCAACUAGAGGCAGCCAGAAAAAUUGGAUUUCAUGUCUGUGCUGCUGGGUGGAUGGCCAAAGGCAGAGUUGGAUACCCCAUUGUGAAACCAGGGCCCAACUGUGGAUUUGGAAAAACUGGUAUUAUUGAUUAUGGAGUCCGUCUUAAUAGGAGUGAAAGAUGGGAUGCCUAUUGCUACAACCCGCAUGCAAAGGAGUGUGGUGGUGUCUUUACAGAUCCAAAGCGAAUUUUUAAAUCUCCAGGCUUCCCAAAUGAGUACGAAGAUAACCAGAUCUGUUACUGGCACAUUAGACUCAAGUACGGUCAACGUAUUCACCUGAGCUUUUUGGACUUUGACCUUGAAGAUGACCCAGCUUGCUUGGCUGACUAUAUUGAAAUAUAUGACAGUUACGAUGAUGUCCAUGGUUUUGUGGGAAGAUACUGUGGGGAUGAGCUUCCAGAAGACAUCGUUAGUACAGGAAAUGUCAUGACCUUGAAGUUUCUAAGUGAUGCUUCAGUGACGGCAGGAGGUUUCCAAAUCAAGUAUGUUGCAGUGGAUCCUCUAUCCAAAUCCAGUCAAGGAAAAAACACGAGUACUACUUCUACUGGAAAUAAAAACUUCUUAGCUGGAAGAUUUAGCCAUUUAUAAAACAAAAAAAAAAGGACACUCAGUGUUUACAUUUUUAUCUUUUGGAACCCCUUAUUAAUAGCAUUUAUUUAUUUUCUAAAUGUGAAAGGCAAUACCUGAUACUCUGGGGAAAAUGGGAAAAUACAGAAAACUUCAAAUGAGAAAAUAAAAUCUCUCAUAAUCCCACUGCAUAAAAAUAACAAGCAUUAAUAUUUAUAUAUUUUUCUUUUAGUUAUUUUUCAAUUUGUGGUAUAUGUAUAUAUGUAUCUAUAUGUAUUUUGUAUUUGAAAUUUUGGAAUCCUGUUCCAUGUACAGUUUUAUAUCUUAGUUUUUUUUUUAACUUCGAACUUUAUGGCUUAAGCAUUUUCCCGUAUCAUUGAGUAUUCUGCAAACACAUAAUUUUGAACAGCUGUAAAAUAUUCCAUGGUAUGAUUGUUCCAUACUUUAUUUAUGCUUGUCUCUAUUGUGGGAAUUUUAAGUUGCUUUCAAAAAUAUUGCUGCAAUAAAUAUCCUUG
Messenger RNA from Mirounga angustirostris (Northern elephant seal), 1626 nucleotides. RefSeq names its product TNF alpha induced protein 6 (gene TNFAIP6). The transcript is spliced from 7 exons. Gene Ontology annotation, biological process: negative regulation of inflammatory response; cell adhesion. The record is from RefSeq and is a predicted model, not a curated record. Bases 365 to 1132 code for a protein of 255 amino acids. Gene Ontology annotation, molecular function: hyaluronic acid binding. Lineage: Eukaryota; Metazoa; Chordata; Mammalia; Carnivora; Phocidae.